Messenger RNA from Ochlerotatus camptorhynchus, 1053 nucleotides. RefSeq names its product aldo-keto reductase family 1 member B1-like. The record is from RefSeq and is a predicted model, not a curated record. Gene Ontology annotation, cellular component: cytosol. The transcript is spliced from 3 exons. Gene Ontology annotation, molecular function: aldose reductase (NADPH) activity. NCBI's taxonomy places the organism in Eukaryota, Metazoa, Arthropoda, Insecta, Diptera, Culicidae. Bases 58 to 1020 code for a protein of 320 amino acids.
UGCAUUUGAUUGUCAGUCUAUCGUUGACCGACUACCAUUGCGAACGUGUUCAGAAAAAUGCCUACGCUUGCACCGAAAGUGAAACUGAACAAUGGCUGCGAAAUGCCUGUUCUAGGUCUAGGAACGUGGCUGUCCCGUGAAGGCGAAGCAGUAGGCGCUGUCAAAGCAGCCAUCGAUGCUGGCUACCGCCAUAUUGACACCGCCUACUUGUAUCGCAACGAGAAAGAAGUUGGUCAAGCGAUUCGCGAAAAAAUCGCAGAAGGCGUCAUCAAGCGAGAGGAUAUGUUCGUCACCACUAAGCUGUGGAACGGAUUCCACGAUCCGAAGCAUGUCGAAGAAACCUUUAACCGCUCACUAGCCAAUCUGGACAUUGGUUACAUAGAUUUGUAUUUGAUGCAUACUCCUAUGAGCUACGAGUUCGUUGCAUGGGAACCGGAGGAUCCAGAUGCACCGAGCGUACCUAAGUUUACAGAAAUCGAUUACAUUGACACUUGGCGUGCUAUGGAGAAACUUCUGGAAACUGGAAAAGUCAAGAGCAUCGGGGUAUCGAACUUCAACAGCGAACAAGUUGCACGCAUUGUGAAGGAGUGCAAAGUGAAACCGGUUACUAAUCAGGUUGAGUGUAACCCAGGUCUCAAUCAACGGAAGUUGACCGAGUUCUGCAAGAAUCUGGGUGUCACGUUGACUGCGUACAGCCCUCUUGGACGUCCAAACUACUACGAAAAGGACCCGGAGAAUACUCCGAAACCGGCGUUGGAUGACCCUCGUGUUUUGGAGAUCGGCAAAAAAUACAACAAAACUCCAGGACAGGUCAUUUUGCGUUAUCUGGUUGACAUCGGCACGAUUCCGGUGCCAAAAUCCGCUAAUCCGGAACGACUCCGUCAAAACAUUGACAUUUUUGACUUCAAAUUGACGGACGACGAGAUUAAAAUCAUGGAUGGCUUCAACACUGGCAAGCGUACUGUUCCGUUCGCUCUCUGCGCCAGCCACAAGUACUACCCAUUCAGUAUCGAAUAUUAAAUAAAUGUAGACCAUUCAAGUGUUAGAUUAAAA